AUGAUACAACAACUUUUCCCUGGUCGGACACGAAGGCAAGUUAAAUUGAAAUAUAAAAAAGAAGAGCGGCAGCAGCGAUUGCGGCUUCAUGAAGCCCUGGCUAAUCGUGCCAAAGAUCAUACCCAUUUUAAAAUUGUGAUUGAGCGGCUUCAAGAAAUUGCUGCUGAGGAAAAGCAUAACUCCAACUUGGAUGAUUCAGUUGACUUGGCAGACGAGGAUCCAGCAGAGACGGCAACUCCUGAAACCAAUGAAGAAGUUACAAAAUAUGAACAGACUGAGGAAGGAGAAAUUGAGAUUAUGGAAACAGAUGUUCCUGAGUUCAAUAAGCUUAUAAAAGAAAUUGAUGGUUUGCUUCGACUUUAG
Messenger RNA from Ilex paraguariensis (yerba mate), 363 nucleotides. The record is from the annotation of a GenBank genome assembly. NCBI's taxonomy places the organism in Eukaryota, Viridiplantae, Streptophyta, Magnoliopsida, Aquifoliales, Aquifoliaceae.